Melanaphis sacchari is the source of this 819-nucleotide messenger RNA. RefSeq names its product THAP domain-containing protein 2-like. Gene Ontology annotation, molecular function: sequence-specific DNA binding. The transcript is spliced from 2 exons. NCBI's taxonomy places the organism in Eukaryota, Metazoa, Arthropoda, Insecta, Hemiptera, Aphididae. The record is from RefSeq and is a predicted model, not a curated record. The annotation marks the transcript as partial.
UGUAGUGCCUUUAAUUGUGCUAGCUCUAGUGAUGUUAGAAAAGACUUGUCAUUUCACAAGUUCCCUCUUAAAGAUAAAGAGAGGCUUCAAAAAUGGGUGCAUGCUGUUCGAAGGAAAGAUUUUAAACCUAGUUCCAAUACAACUUUAUGUAGUUUACAUUUCAAUGAAACUGACUUCUAUUCAGCAGUUGUAAGUGGGAAAAAAAUGUUAAUAAAAUCUGCUGUACCAACUGUAUUUGAUUUCCCAAAUCAUUUAACUCCAAAAAUUAAAGAAAGGAGAAUUCUGCAACGAGAAGACACAACCACAACAAUAGCCGUUCAAAAUAAUGAAAAUAUGUUAUCUACUUGUAAAACAGAGACAAAGUUUGUAGACAUUGGCGUACAGACAAAAUUAACUGGGGAAGAAUUAGAAAAAACAUUAAAUGAUUUACGCCGAGAUAAAAGGAUUUUGCAACAGAAAUUAAUUAGAAGAGAUAAACGAGUAAGUAAUAUGCGUGAAAUGUUAAAUUUAUUAAAAAGUAAUCACUUAAUUGGAGAUACUGUUGAAGAUAUUUUUAAGAACCAAUUUGAUUCUUCUCUACCUUUCGCUUUAUUUAAAAAUGAAAUUGCUAACGUAAAUAAUGCUUCAAAUCAUAAAUUAUACUCAGAAGAAAUACGGGAAUUUUGUUUAACGUUGCAUUUCUAUUCCCCACGAGCAUAUGAAUUUAUAAGGCAAAGAAGUACACUACCAGAUCCUUCUACUAUUCGUAGAUGGUUAGCAACUAAACAUUGCAACCCUGGUAUUUUACAUGAAGUAAUUGACUAUUUUAAAUAUAAAUUA